GUCUAAGCUUGGGUUCCCCGUGGUUAUGACGUCAUUAGUUCCCACUCUCUCUCCAUCCAGUUUCUUUCAAGUUUUCCAAGAUGGAGGAAGAGAAGAGAUCGUCUGUUGGAAAGCUUUUAAAUGGAAUAGACAGAUAUAACCCUGAAAACCUAAGUGCUUUGGAAGAUUAUGUACAUCAACAGGUACAUGACAACUUUUAUGAUUUGGAUGCAAAUUUGGCAGUCUUAAAGCUGUAUCAAUUCAAUCCUGCCUACUCUCAAACCACGAUCACGUCACAAAUCCUACUCAAGGCUCUGAUGAAUCUUCCUAAUUCAGACUUUAUCAUGUGUCGCUGCGUAAUAGAUGACAGCAUUCAACAAGAUCCAACAAUUCAGAAAGUCAUUACUUUAGCUGACCUAUUAGAAACCUGUUCCUUUGCAGAAGCUUGGAGAUUUGUGGAUAUGGAAGCUGCUUUAACGGAGGGCAUCACAGGAUUUCAUGAAGCUAUUAGACUAUAUGUGAGUUAUGUCAUUGGAAUUACUUACCAAAAUAUUGAUGCUGACCUUGCUUCAGAGCUGCUUGGAGGUGUUCAAGGUAACGAUCUUCAAGAGUGGAGCAAGAAAAUGGGCUGGAAAUUCAACGUUGAUGGUUCAAUUUUCAUAGCCAACCAAGAGGCACAUAUUAAAUCUCGUAACAUUGCCGAGAAGAUUGAUUUUGACAGUGUUGCAAGUAUAAUUGCCUCGGCCAGAUAAAAGUUCCUUUUGCUAUUUAUCCGUGACUCUCUUCCCUUGGUGUAUAAGCAACAAAACAAGUUUGAAUAAUUAUACAUGUGAUGUUUAUAUAUAUAGUAACUGUUACUUUGGUUCAAAUAUCAAAAUAAAAGCUAAGGUUCUGCCUUUUCCCAUUCCUUUCCCAUCCUUUUAAUUUCCCAACCCUAAGUACUACAAAACUGAAAAUGUACUUGUGAAAUAUUAAAAGAUACUAUGAAGAAAA
Messenger RNA from Actinia tenebrosa (Australian red waratah sea anemone), 972 nucleotides. Its product is annotated as eukaryotic translation initiation factor 3 subunit K. Gene Ontology annotation, biological process: regulation of translational initiation. The record is from RefSeq and is a predicted model, not a curated record. Gene Ontology annotation, cellular component: eukaryotic translation initiation factor 3 complex; cytoplasm. Lineage: Eukaryota; Metazoa; Cnidaria; Anthozoa; Actiniaria; Actiniidae. Gene Ontology annotation, molecular function: translation initiation factor activity; ribosome binding.